UCCAGCACUUUUUGUUUCUUCUUCCAAAUUAUUCGACCAUCCCAGCUCCGAUCCUUUUCCCAUCAUUUUUGCAACUCUGAUUCCCGAAGUGGCUCCGAAGUGGUGCUGCGGCUCCUCGUCCCCGGCGGAUCCGGAGAUCGGAGUCUCUGCACCGGGAGGAGGCGGAGUCGGAGCUCCGGCCACACCGCAGGCUCCCAAGGGCGGCCGCGUCAAAAGGAUGGUGCGACUGGCGGCGGAACUGCUGCUGCUCCUGGGACUUCUUCUCCUCACCUUGCACAUCACGGUCCUGCGGAGCAGUCCGCUGCCCCAGGGAAAUGAAACUCUGAGCCUGGAUCAGGACACAGCACUUACAGAGAACAAUAUAAAUGCAAAAAGCAGCUCUGCCCAACUGGCUCCUAAAGACCGGAGGUCGGGUCCAGAGCACCGGUUGGCCCACCGGCCUGCCACCCUCCCCUGGGCACAAGGCAGCAACGUGCACAGGGACGGCCCUUUCCUGCUAGAUCUGCACAACUUCCCCGACCUCUCCAAAGCCGACAUCAAUGGACAGAAUCCCAAUAUUCAGGUGACCAUUGAAGUGGUGGAUGGACUGGAGGGCCAUGAGCCAGAGAAAGGCCUCCGUAAGGAGAGCAAACCCAACUGGGCCUCACCUAACUGGAGAAACUGGUGGCCUCACUCUUCCUCACCUUCCUCCUCCUCCACCACUCAUCAGACAGAGGAGCGCGAUCGCACCCACGGGAGCAACAGUGAGGACAGCAACUUCCUCAGGCCGCCGGCAGACUGGGACAGGAGAGGAGGCACCGGGGGAGGAAGUAAAGCUCAAACUGAAUAUGACUAUAUGGACGGAGAGGGGGACUGGAGUAACUGGACAGCGUGCAGCGUCACCUGUGGAAAUGGCAACCAGAAGAGAACCAGGUCGUGCGGUUACGCCUGUACAGCCACCGAGUCCAGAACUUGUGAUAUGCCCAACUGCCCAGGUAUUGAAGAUGCCUUCAAGACGGCAGCUACUGAAGUGAGCCUGUUAGCUGGAACAGAUGAGUUCAAUGCCACAGAGCUCUUUGGUGUUGACACGGACAGUUGCGAGCGAUGGAUGAACUGCAAGAGCGACUUCUUGAAAAAGUACAUGACCAAGGUGGCAAACGACCUCCCCAGCUGCCCGUGCUCCUACCCGACCGAGGUGGCGUACAGCACGGCAGACGUACACGACGCUCUCACGCGCAGAGACUUCCGCUGGAAGGACGCCAGCGGGCCAAAGGAGAAGCUGGAGAUCUACAAGCCGACCGCCCGUUACUGCAUCCGCUCCAUGCUGACGCUGGAGUCCACCACGCUGGCGGCGCAGCACUGCUGCUACAACGACAACAUGAAGCUCGUCACUCGCGGCAAAGGGGCCGGCACGCCCAACCUCAUCAGCAUCGAGUUCUCAGCCGACCUGCACUACAAGGUGGACAUCCUGCCCUGGAUCAUCUGCAAAGGAGAUUGGAGCCGCUACAACCAGGCCAGGCCGCCAAACAACGGGCAGAAGUGUCCCGACAACCCUCAGGACGAGGACUACUACAAACAGUUUGAAGAAGCAAGGGAAUUCUAGAUGUCUGUCGCGUGAAAGGAAACAAAAAGAAAACACACACUGCUUAAAUAUUCAGCUAAACCUCAAAAAUGAUGCCUGAAUCCAUUUUUUAAAUUCUGUUUUAGAUCAAGUAACAAUAACUUUUUGGCUCUGAGGAACAAGACUUACUGCUCUUUUGAAGCAAGAGGAAUAGAAAUCCUCACAAGGAACUUUUCUUGACUUCACCAAAACAAGGCAAACAACAUUGCUUUAAAAAAAUAAAAAAAAUAAAAGAAAUACAUUUCAUAAAUAAAAAUAUGCCUCUGAAAGAAAUGAUUGAAAAAGUUGCUAGUAAUUGUGUCACCAAUAAUACCUUGCUCAGAUCUAGUCACUAAAUGGAGAACUGAGUUAGUAUUCUUAAAAAGGGAAAUUGUUAUUCCAGGAAUGUUCGUUUAGAUGUCCGUCUCCAUAGGUUGUUUAUGUUUUGGUGAAUCUGAGAGGCCUGUCGUAAUAGAAUAAUGAGAUCCUUCAGGAAAGUGUUGGGACAGCGAACAGGGUUAUCUAAUUUUCCCCUUGUUUUGUCGUUCACAAUAUCCAGGUUCUCAUGUAAGCUUGAGAGUUUAUUUAGCAUGCACAUAUUUUUUUGUACCAUUAAUUUACAGCCGUGUCUCUGUGGCAGAUCUUUAUUGUAAAAAGCCUGCAUUAUUUUUGUAAAGUAUUUAUUAAGUUGGAGCUGUGUGGUUUCUGAUUCACAUGUGGCUGAAUGCUAACUUGAGAUUCCUCUCUAGCUCAAACUUUGGCCUCAAUGUGCGUAUUCGUGUCUCAAGUUAGGAUUAAACCGUAAUCGAGUGUAAAGAAUGUGUGAAUUCAAUUGUACGGAAAGAUUUUUGAGAUAUAAAUCUAUAAAUAAAUGUUCA
This is a messenger RNA of Cyclopterus lumpus (lumpfish), 2457 nucleotides long. It is a transcript of the gene ism1, whose product is annotated as isthmin 1. Gene Ontology annotation, biological process: negative regulation of angiogenesis. NCBI's taxonomy places the organism in Eukaryota, Metazoa, Chordata, Actinopteri, Perciformes, Cyclopteridae. The record is from RefSeq and is a predicted model, not a curated record.